Messenger RNA from Nematolebias whitei (Rio pearlfish), 786 nucleotides. RefSeq names its product secretory calcium-binding phosphoprotein 1 (gene scpp1). The record is from RefSeq and is a predicted model, not a curated record. The transcript is spliced from 7 exons. NCBI's taxonomy places the organism in Eukaryota, Metazoa, Chordata, Actinopteri, Cyprinodontiformes, Rivulidae. The coding region runs from base 1 to 786 and encodes 261 amino acids.
AUGAAGGCCUUCAUCAUAACGUUUUGCCUGAUCGGAGCCGCUUUAGCCAACCCGACUGAGUCUUUGUCAGUUUCAGAAUCAGCUGAAAACAACACCUCAGAGAUCCAGAGCUCUGAGGAAAGCAUCUCAAAGCAAAGUUCAGAGUCUGAAUCAGCAGAAACUACUUCAGAAGACAAGACUUCCGAGGAGAGUGACAGUCAAUCAGAUGAGGAAAACGGGAUGAACUCCAGGCCUGAAACCGAGGAUGACAGCAUGGGCAGCCAGGAGAACGUCCGAAAGCAGAGCUGGGUGAGCGUGUUCCCCAGUGUAGUCCAAGCUGUGAGUGCAGAGGACAACACUAGCACAGAGGUCAAAGGUCACUCUAAAGACCGGAGCAAUGAGCUGAGCAAAAAGCACCUGGUCACCCACAAGACAAAGAGUGGCACCAACCAGGCGCUGCUGGACACCACCAGCAACAGUAUGGAUGUUUCAGCAGCAACCAGCAACAGCAGCGAGAGCGAGAGCAGUGAGAGCCACGAAAGCCACGAGAGUCAUGAGAGUCAUGAGAGUCAUGAGAGUCAUGAGAGUCAUGAGAGUCAUGAGAAUGACACGAGCAGCGAGAGCACGGAGGACAGUAACGACAGCAACAGCUUGGAACAGAUCCAUACCAAGGACUGUGUGAACGGCACGCAGAGCUGUGAGAGUGAGGAGCUCUUCCAGCAGAGCGUAGGAGACGAUGCUCACUUCUCAGUGGGCGAUUUGCACGUGCCCGAUGAGGAUGAUGGCGAGCUCAGACUGAGGAGAUAA